This is a messenger RNA of Gossypium raimondii (Peruvian cotton), 1170 nucleotides long. Its product is annotated as soluble inorganic pyrophosphatase 6, chloroplastic. Gene Ontology annotation, molecular function: magnesium ion binding; inorganic diphosphate phosphatase activity. Lineage: Eukaryota; Viridiplantae; Streptophyta; Magnoliopsida; Malvales; Malvaceae. The record is from RefSeq and is a predicted model, not a curated record. The transcript is spliced from 6 exons. Gene Ontology annotation, biological process: phosphate-containing compound metabolic process. Bases 90 to 983 code for a protein of 297 amino acids. Gene Ontology annotation, cellular component: cytoplasm.
UGGAAAAGUAAGGUAAGCCAGUGAAUGUAAACCACCAAACUUCCAAAUACUCCCGACCCGACAGUCCACCACCAAAAGAUACAUCAGCCAUGGCAGCAGCAGCAACAGCUAGAAUAGUAUCCGUCGCCGGAAGUUCCACCGUUGCCUCCUCUUCUUGCUUGCUUCUCAAAGCGCCCUUCGCUUUGAAACACGGCCGUAACGCUCUUAGCUUCAACAACGGCAGACGGUUAUCCAAAAGGUUAUUUUCUUGCAAUGCCAUUUAUAAUCCCCAGGUUCAAAUCAAACAUGAAGGUCAACCCGAAACCCUUGACUACAGAGUCUUCUUCGAAGAUACUUCGGGGAAAAAGAUUUCUCCUUGGCAUGAUAUACCAUUGCACUUGGGAGAUGGUGUUUUUAACUUCAUUGUGGAGAUACCCAAAGAGUCAAGUGCAAAAAUGGAGGUUGCUACUGAUGAGCCAUACACUCCCAUUAAGCAGGAUACUAAGAAGGGCAAACUUCGAUAUUACCCCUAUAAUAUAAACUGGAAUUACGGAUUGCUUCCACAAACAUGGGAAGACCCUUCUUUAGCAAACUCUGAAGUUGAUGGAGCAUUUGGUGAUAAUGACCCUGUUGAUGUUGUUGAGAUUGGUGAAACCCGGAGAAAGAUAGGUGAGAUUCUGAAGGUCAAGCCUUUGGCUGCAUUAGCCAUGAUUGAUGAAGGGGAACUUGACUGGAAAAUAGUUGCUAUCUCAUUAGACGAUCCAAGGGCUUCCCUUGUCAACGAUGUCGAUGAUGUUGAGAAGCAUUUCCCGGGGACACUAACGGCAAUCAGGGAUUGGUUUCGAGACUACAAGAUCCCUGAUGGAAAACCAGCAAACAAGUUUGGUCUUGGCAACAAGGCAGCAAACAAGGAAUAUGCUCUGAAGGUCAUUACAGAGACUAACGAGUCUUGGGCCAAACUUGUCAAAAGAUCAAUUCCUGCUGGAGAGCUUUCACUUGCAUGAGGGCUACCAGGAGCAGUAGGAGAACUGCAAUGGUUUCAAUUUGUAGUUUGUUUGUUUGUGUUUCUUUUUUUUGUUGGGGGGGGGGGGUGUUGGAGAAAUUAGAUAACUCUUUUAAUUGGAAUAGCAUUUCACCAUUCACAUGGUUGGUCUGAAGUGAAUAAAAGAAAAAGGCAUGCGAGUUUUUCAA